CCCGGCGGGGGAGGGGUCUCUGAGCGCGGCCCCUCCCCCCUGCGCCCCUGCCGGCGUUGCGGUGCCCGGGUCCCCGCGUGGCCUUGUCUGUCUGUCCGUCUGUCCGCGCCCAGGCCUCGCCCCACCCUGGCCCUGGAGCUGCCCGGCUGCCCCCCUACCCGCCGCGGCGGACCCACUCUUUCUGAGCCAGUCCCCUCGGCAGGCCACGCACCCAGCCGCGCGGCGGCUGCCCAGACCCUGGGCCGGCACCCCGGCAGCGGGGGCUCUUGCAGCCGGCGACCGGAUCCAGAUAUCCUGAAACCCCCGAGCAUGGGACCCCGAUUUGGGAUCAGCACCCUGAGCUCCUGCCAUGGAACCCUAAGACCUGGACCUUGAACCUCAAUAUCUGGGGCUGGAAUCCGGACAUCUGUACCUGGGACCCCAAGGUUUGGGAACUGAACCCCAUGAUUUUGGAGCAUGGACCCCCAAGCUUUGGACCUGGGACCCCAAGAUUUGGCAUCUAAACCCCCAGAUUUGGAGCUGAACUCUGAAUUGUCUGGCUGACACGGUAGCAUCUGGGAGCCAAUUCCCAAAUCUAUACCUGGGACCCUACUAUUUUGGGAAGUAAAGCCUGAGAUCUAGGCCUUCAGUUCCCAGAUCAGAAGCAUGGGAUUCGGAGGGACCUGAAAUCCUCGCUGCAGAGCCGGGUGCUGAAAGCGGGGGCUACAGACCUCCGAAUCUUGACUCAGCACCCUAGGAUCUGAACAGGAGCCCAAUUUCGGAUUUCAAGACCGGACUUGGAAUUCAGACCCUAAACUUCCCCGGGUCACUCCAGCCCAGUACUGAGAGAGCCUGGUGACUCUAAAAAGCGGCUGGGGCCUUGGUCUCUAAAACUGGACUCUACAGGCCCAAUUUUAGUGGCCUGGGACCCUGGGAGUCAAGUUUGGAGACUCCAUAGCCACAGACUGGAGUGGAGACAGGGCAGUUCCUCCACAGAGGCCCUGGGGACGGGAAGGCUUGACUGGAUGCCCUCUGACCUCUCACCCCUCGGAGCCUGAGGACUCUGCUCCCUGGGGGUGGCUUCCAGUUCAGGCCACCCCUGCCCGCGAUGGCAGCCCUUCCACUGCUUCUCUGCCUGCUACCGCUGGCCCCCGCCUCGUCUCCCCCCCAGCCUGCCACAUCCAGCGCCUGCCCCCGCCGUUGCCGCUGCCAGACCCAGUCGCUGCCCCUAAGCGUGCUGUGCCCAGGGGCCGGCCUCCUGUUCGUGCCGCCCUCGCUGGAUCGCCGAGCGGCAGAGCUGCGCCUGGCGGACAACUUCAUCGCCGCGGUGCGCCGCCGGGACCUGGCCAACAUGACGGGCCUGCUGCAUCUGAGCCUGUCUCGGAACACCAUCCGCCACGUGGCGGCCGGCGCCUUCGCGGACCUGCGCGCCCUGCGCGCCCUGCACCUCGACGGCAACCGGCUGACUGCGCUGGGCGAGGGCCAGCUGCGCGGCCUCGUCAACCUGCGCCACCUCAUCCUGAGCAACAACCAGCUGGCGGCCCUGGCGGCGGGGGCCCUGGACGACUGCGCCGAGACCCUGGAGGACCUGGACCUGUCCUACAAUAACCUCGAGCAGCUGCCCUGGGAGGCCCUGGGUCGCCUUGGCAACGUCAAUACUUUGGGCCUGGACCACAAUCUGCUGGCUUCGGUGCCCGCCGGAGCCUUCUCCCGCCUGCACAAGUUGGCACGACUGGACAUGACGUCCAACCGCCUGACCACCAUCCCUCCGGACCCGCUCUUCUCCCGCCUGCCGCUGCUCGCGCGGCCCCGAGGCUCGCCAGCCUCCGCCCUGGUGCUGGCCUUCGGGGGCAACCCGCUGCACUGCAACUGUGAGCUGGUGUGGCUGCGGCGCCUGGCCCGGGAGGACGACCUGGAGGCGUGCGCCUCGCCACCGGCUCUCGGGGGCCGCUACUUCUGGGCUGUGGGUGAGGAGGAGUUUGUGUGCGAGCCGCCCGUGGUGACGCACCGCUCGCCUCCCCUGGCGGUGCCUGCGGGUCGGCCAGCGGCCCUGCGGUGCCGGGCGGUAGGCGACCCCGAGCCCCGGGUGCGCUGGGUGUCCCCCCAGGGUCGGCUGCUGGGCAACUCCAGCCGAGCUCGUGCCUUCCCGAACGGGACCCUGGAGUUGCUGGUCACUGAGCCGGGGGACGGCGGCACCUUCACCUGCAUCGCAGCCAACGCGGCCGGCGAGGCCACCGCGGCUGUGGAGCUGACCGUGGGCCCCCCUCCGCCUCCCCAGCUAGCCAACAGCACCAGCUGUGACCCCCCGCGGGACGGGGAUCCUGACGCCCUCACCCCGCCCUCUGCUGCUUCGGCCUCCGCCAAAGUGGCGGACACUGUGGCCCCCACCGACCGCGGCGUCCAGGUGACUGAGCACGGGGCCACAGCUGCUCUCGUCCAGUGGCCGGAUCAGCGGCCCGUCCCGGGCAUCCGCAUGUACCAGAUCCAGUACAACAGCUCGGCAGACGACAUCCUCGUGUACAGGAUGAUCCCGGCGGACAGUCGCUCGUUCCUGUUGACCGACCUGGCGUCGGGCCGCACCUACGACCUGUGCGUGCUGGCCGUCUACGAGGACAGCGCCACGGGGCUGACGGCCACGCGGCCGGUGGGCUGCGCCCGGUUCUCCACGGAGCCCGCGCUGCGGCCGUGCGCCGCCCCGCACGCGCCCUUCCUGGGCGGCACCAUGAUCAUCGCGCUGGGAGGAGUCAUAGUGGCUUCCGUCCUGGUCUUCAUCUUCGUGCUGCUUCUGCGCUACAAGGUGCACGGGGGCCAGCCGCCGGGCAAGGCCAAGGCCGCAGCACCCGUCAGCAGCGUCUGCUCCCAGACCAACGGGGCCCUCGGCCCUGCGCCCAGCGCGCCUGCCCCCGAGCCUGCUGCACCCAGAGCCCAUACUGUGGUCCAGUUGGACUGCGAGCCCUGGGGGCCCAGCCAUGAACCUGCAGGACCCUAGCGCCGGGCCCACCUCCGUGGUUCCUCUGGCCCCUGGACGGCAGGGUCCAGACACCCUUCGGGACCUGGCCUCAGACUCACCAAAUUGUUCACGGUUUUUAAAACUCUGAUGGGGAGGGUGACGGGGCACCGGGGCACAACAAGAAAGUCCUAUUUUUCUAA
This is a messenger RNA of Psammomys obesus (fat sand rat), 3129 nucleotides long. It is a transcript of the gene Lrfn3, whose product is annotated as leucine rich repeat and fibronectin type III domain containing 3. The record is from RefSeq and is a predicted model, not a curated record. The transcript is spliced from 3 exons. The coding region runs from base 1088 to 2968 and encodes 626 amino acids. Gene Ontology annotation, molecular function: protein binding. NCBI's taxonomy places the organism in Eukaryota, Metazoa, Chordata, Mammalia, Rodentia, Muridae.